Molecule: messenger RNA, 1965 nt
Organism: Protopolystoma xenopodis
Lineage: Eukaryota; Metazoa; Platyhelminthes; Monogenea; Polystomatidea; Polystomatidae
Source: the annotation of a GenBank genome assembly
AUGGCUUCGGGUCAUCCGCACUCGGUUGCUGGGGCCGACGGUGCUGGCCAGUCGGCGCCACAGCACCCCAGCAACACUGGCCUCCCGAUGGUGGCACCGGUUGCCCAGCCGGGACUCGACUUUCUUUGCGCCACCUCGACUUUUAUGCUGCCGGGCAUGUGUGCCGGACUACCGGCGACGGCAUCCUCCAACAACGGCGCCGCUGGCGGGCUUGUUGCUGGGGCUGGUGUUGGUACCGGAAGCAAUGGUUACCUGGACGCGGCAUCUGUGGCGCCGUACGCGACGGCGCCAAUUGUGCACACUGUCGGCGGGCCUCUCUUGUCUCCCGCGGAGACUGGGCAACCGCGUCUGUUUGUCAACCAACACCUGCAACAACCGGCGCCACCAGCUUCACAGGCCUACUUCCAUCAGGCCAUCGGGUACGCCAGACAAGGGCCGAUCAGUCACCAUGCCUCCGGCGAAAUGAGCCAGACGGGCCUCGACUUCGCCUACGCGUCACACUCCACCUCGAGCGGUACCGACGCGGGCGACUUCGAGACCGGCCACGCCUACUCGGCCUCGUCACUUGCCCCCUUUCACAUGACCAAUCAUACCGCCAGCCUGUCGGGCCUUCUGUCCGGCCAUCACCAACACGCCCAUCUCGUCUCGGGCCUGAGCGCCAACGAGGCGUCCGGACUCAACUCCCUCGGGCCCGGCCUGCAUGGGCUGAGCAACACGCUGGGCGGUCGGAGACUGCAAGUCGGCGCGUUGCCGGGCCACUGGCAGGAGGUGUCGACUCCGUGCGCUUCCGUCGCCACAUGCACGAGCCCCGUGACCGCGACGGGUCUGGCACAGACGCAGACGGCCAUGUAUUUUCGCGGCGAGAUGAUCCCUCCGCCGCCCGAGUACCCUCCGCCCCCGGCGCCCAGAGCCUCGUCGGCUGGGCUCAGCCCAGACCUGGCAACCGGCCCCGGAGACAGAGCGGCCGUGCGGCCAGAGGGCAGUGCUGACGGCAACGCGGCGCCCGGCAGUGGGGUGGGGCGCGGUGACCUCUGCAAUCCCUACUCCUCGCAGACAGAGACGGAGGCGGAGGAGGCCAGCGACUCGGACUCGGACUCAAACCCCGGCCCGGGGCUGGAGGCGAACACGGCCAACGGCGACCCGCCCGUGUCCACAGGCACCGCUGCGCUUCCUCCGCAGGACGGCUUCAAUGCGUCCGAUUCGGAUCGUGUCUCAUGUCAGGAGGCGAUUGGUACCUCGGCCGACGACUGUCGACAGCCGACUUGCGUGGCCGGUCGGUGCUCCCGUGUCUGGCAGACGAGGGCUGCCGGGUUGUGUGACGAUGCCAACAGAUCUGCUCCUCCACCCCCCGGCAACUCACGGCGGACGAAGUCUCCGCGUGUCUCCAAUGGCCCCUCAUCUUCCGCCUCCUCUUCCGCCUCGUCAGCCUCCUCCGCUUCGUCAGCCUCGUCAGCCUCCUCCUCCUCCUCCUCCUCCUCACCCCCCUCAGCUGCUGUUUGCCCGCCCGGCGCUCUGGCCACAGUCGUCAUGGCCAAUCUGCCUCACCAACAUCCACACACACACACACACACACAUACCCAGGCACACCUACACGCAUACUCACAUCCACAGCCGCAUGUGCCCGUGACUCCUGGCGGUGGGGCUCGUGGUCAACUGGGCCGGCCGGGGCGGGGGGCCGGCAGGCUGAAGACACAAAACUCGGACGCCGAAGUCCGCUGGAGAGGAGGCAUUGGCAACCGCAAGACAAAUGGUGUUGAACUGUUCGGCCCGGCUGGUGAGACAAUGGUUGAACUGGCCUCAGACGCCCACUUCCGGCCAGUUUCACCCGGUUGUCAGGGUCCCUCGGCCGAGGAUCUGGCUCCGAUGUCCAGCACGCCGAUCCGGGCCGAGAUUGUCCGACGUGAACCGAGCAUUCGACGAGCCACAGAAGAAACGACCAACUCAAGUUAUGCCGAGGUCUACUGA